Moneuplotes crassus is the source of this 1143-nucleotide messenger RNA. The record is from the annotation of a GenBank genome assembly. NCBI's taxonomy places the organism in Eukaryota, Ciliophora, Spirotrichea, Euplotida, Euplotidae.
UAAACAUUAUAUAAUCUCCUAUCGUAAAAUAUGGAGAAGACAGAUAUCAAGAAAUACAUCUCAUUUGACUGGGACUUAUUUGAUUCAUCCACUUCAAAGUCUGAAGACUCAAAGACAAGCUAUGGCUUUGAGCUCAGUGAUGUAGAUGUGAGUGAUGAUUAUGAUCCGACUGUGAUUUAUGGUAAGAUCGAGGAAGAGAAACAGAAGCAGAGCUCAUACUCAAGUACCACAACAAGAGCCAUGACUAAGAUUAGUGAUAAUGAUGCUGUCAGUAAGAAAAGGCGAAAAUAGAGGAAAAGGGAAGAAAAUGAUCGACCUCGCCUUAAAAGACAUUCAAGAGUCAAAAGAGUGUGAGUCGACCCAGCUAGAAGACUUCAAGACUGAGGUAGAAGACGGGUCAAAUAAGGGUAAGAAAAAGAAGAAAUAUAAGAACAAAUAUACUAAGAAGUGGAAGGAAAAAUAUGAAAAAUAUUAUAAAAAUAAGAAGAAGUUUAUACUAGAUUUAAUUCGUGAGGAGGAAGGCCCCUUCUUGUUCAAGCUACAGCUGCAAUACCACCAUCGGGUGUCAAAAAAGAAGAGUAAGGAACCUAAAGAGACACUGGCAGAGGCGGAUAAGGAUGGAAAUACAAUCCCAGCUGAGAAACUAAAGUCUAAACUUCUUGCUUUUUUCAAAGCUUCCCAGUUCAAACCUGAAGAGGGAGAGAAGCAGAAAAAGAUGAAGAAGGAGCAUGUCAUAUUGAAUUAUGACAAAAUCAAGAUCACAAAUCCUAAGAAUAAUCAAUUGAAAGCUUUUGUUACAGUUUACAGCAGAGAGGAUGGUGUGCAGUUAUAUGACUAUUUCUUCAAACUCAAGAGUAAGAAGUUCUCCUCCGCUAUCUAUCUCAUCACUAGCAAUGAGACUCUUAAAAAGCAUACUAUACGGGAGAUGAAGAAUCAUGAGGAGAAGAAGAAAAAGCAAAAGGAAAUCAAGCAAGCUGAAGAGAUCGCUAAGAUUGAAAAGGAGAAACGGCUGGACCCGAUUGAUGAGAUUGAUGCCAAACCAGACCAACUUUCUGAAGCCCCUACUGACGAAUACUGCGAUGAGGCUGAUAAUGAAGAGGACUAAAGGGUACUCUUUGCUUUAACUAUGCUAAUCUUACCAUC